Molecule: messenger RNA, 3724 nt
Organism: Colossoma macropomum (tambaqui)
Lineage: Eukaryota; Metazoa; Chordata; Actinopteri; Characiformes; Serrasalmidae
Gene: grm7
Product: metabotropic glutamate receptor 7
Exons: 10
Coding region: 1-2739 (912 amino acids)
Biological process (GO): G protein-coupled glutamate receptor signaling pathway; regulation of synaptic transmission, glutamatergic
Cellular component (GO): membrane
Molecular function (GO): group III metabotropic glutamate receptor activity
Source: RefSeq, a predicted model, not a curated record
AUGGCUAGGCGCGCGCUCGCCCAACGGUCGCCGGGUUGCUUCUGCUUCCCGUGGAGGCUGCUCUGGAUGCUGAAGACGCUGCUGCUGGCCGUGGCCGCGGCGCAGGAGACGUACGCGCCGCACUCCAUCCGGAUCGAGGGCGACCUGACGCUGGGCGGCCUCUUCCCCGUGCACGCGCGCGGCGUGGCGGGCGAGCCGUGCGGCGACGUGAAGAAGGAGAACGGCAUCCACCGGCUGGAGGCCAUGCUCUACGCGCUCGACCAGAUCAACGGCGACGACGAGCUGCUUCCCAACAUCACGCUGGGCGCGCGCGUGCUCGACACGUGCUCGCGCGACACGCACGCGCUCGAGCAGUCGCUCACCUUCGUGCAGGCCCUCAUCCAGAAGGACACGUCGGACGUGCGCUGCACCAACGGCGAGCCGCCCGUCUUCGUCAAGCCCGAGAAGGUGGUCGGGGUCAUCGGGGCCUCGGCCAGCUCCGUGUCCAUCAUGGUGGCCAACAUCCUGCGCCUGUUCCAGAUUCCUCAGAUCAGCUACGCCUCCACGGCACCGGAGCUGAGCGACGACCGCCGCUACGACUUCUUCUCACGUGUGGUGCCUCCGGACUCAUUUCAGGCCCAGGCCAUGGUGGACAUUGUUAAGGCCAUGGGCUGGAACUAUGUAUCCACUGUGGCAUCAGAAGGGAGCUACGGAGAGAAAGGAGUGGAAGCCUUCAUGCAGCUCUCUCGGGAAGCAGGUGGAAUAUGCAUUGCCCAGUCCCUGAAAAUCCCACACGACCACAAGCAAGCGGACUUUGACAAGAUCAUUCAGAUGCUGCUUGACACACGUCCGGCUAGAGCAGUGAUUAUGUUCGCUUAUGAUGAAGAUAUUCGGGAGAUUCUGAACGCCAGUAAAAGAGCAGAUCAAGUGGGGCACUUCGUGUGGAUUGGGUCAGACAGCUGGGGGGCAAAAAACAGCCCCAUUCAUGGACUUGAGGAUGCAGCAGUGGGAGCCAUCACCAUCCUACCAAAAAGAGCCACCAUAGCUGGGUUUGAUGCCUACUUCACCUCCCGCACGCUGGAGAACAACAGGAGAAACGUGUGGUUUGCUGAGUUCUGGGAGGAGAACUUCAAUUGCAAGCUAAUGAGCUCCUCCAAGAAAGAAGACACCAGUAGAAAAUGUACAGGCCAGGAGCGCAUAGGGACGGACUCUAAGUACGAGCAGGAGGGGAAGGUGCAGUUUGUGAUCGACGCUGUGUACGCCAUGGCCCACGCGCUGCACAACAUGCAGAAAGACCUGUGUCCAGAGCACUCGGGCGUGUGCCCGGAGAUGGAAGUGGCCGGCGGAAAGAAACUGCUCAAGUACAUCCGCAACGUCAACUUUAACGGGAGUGCCGGAACAUCUGUGACUUUCAAUCAUAACGGAGAUGCUCCGGGACGCUACGACUUGUUCCAGUACCAGAUGAACAAUAACAGCUCUCCGGGGUACAAAGUAAUUGGGCAGUGGACAGAAACGCUCCAGCUCAAUAUCGAGGACAUGCAGUGGCCCAAUGGUGAGGUGGACAUCCCCAGUUCAGUCUGCAGCCAGCCCUGCAAGACGGGCCAGCGGAAGAAGAUGGUGAAGGGCAUGCCCUGCUGCUGGCACUGUGAGUCCUGCGAUGGCUACCAGUACCAGUACGACGAGACCACCUGCAAGCUAUGCGCCUACAACAUGCGUCCCAACCCGAACCGCACUGGCUGCCAGCCCAUCCCCAUCGUCAAGCUGGAGUGGCACUCGCCUUGGGCUGUCAUCCCCGUCUUCCUGGCCAUGCUGGGCAUCAUCGCCACCAUCUUCGUCAUGGCCACGUUCAUACGCUACAACGACACGCCUAUCGUCCGAGCUUCGGGCAGGGAGCUCAGCUACGUCCUGCUGACCGGAAUCUUCCUCUGCUACAUCAUCACCUUCGUCAUGAUCGCCAAGCCCGACGUGGCCGUGUGUUCCUUCAGACGUAUCUUCCUGGGGUUGGGCAUGUGCAUUAGCUACGCCGCCUUGCUAACUAAGACGAAUCGAAUUUACCGGAUUUUCGAGGAGGGCAAGAAGUCGGUGACUCCGCCCAGACUGAUCAGCCCCACCUCGCAGCUAGCCAUAACAUCGAGCCUCAUUUCCGUGCAGCUUCUAGGGGUCUUCAUAUGGUUUGGGGUGGACCCACCCAACACCAUCAUCGAUUACGACGAGCAGAAGACCAUUGACCCAGAAAAGGCUAGGGGGGUGCUCAAGUGUGACAUCACGGACCUGCAGAUCAUUUGUUCGCUGGGAUACAGUAUUCUGCUGAUGGUUACAUGUACGGUUUAUGCUAUCAAGACACGAGGAGUUCCUGAGAACUUCAACGAGGCCAAGCCCAUUGGCUUCACCAUGUACACCACCUGCAUCGUGUGGCUGGCCUUCAUUCCUAUAUUCUUCGGAACAGCUCAGUCUGCAGAAAAGCUGUACAUCCAGACCACCACACUGACCAUCUCCAUGAACCUGAGUGCGUCAGUGGCGCUGGGCAUGCUCUACAUGCCAAAGGUCUACGUCAUCAUCUUCCACCCGGAGCUCAACGUGCAGAAGCGCAAGCGCAGCUUCAAAGCUGUGGUGACGGCCGCCACCAUGUCGUCGCGCCUCUCGCACAAGCCCAGUGACCGGCCCAACGGCGAGGCCAAGACCGAACUGUGUGAAAACGUGGACCCCAACAGUCCAGCUGCGAAGAAGAAGUAUGUGAGCUACAAUGACCUUGUGAUCUAAAGGACCUCCAUCAAAGGAGGGAAGCAAUCAGUGAGGGAUGCUUGGUCUUUUGCCGUUCUUAUUUUUUUUUUCUUUUGGGCAAAAGGAGAAACGGGAGGAGGAAGAAGGCUUUUAUGUCCCUUUGGUGUACUGCCCACACACAUCCAAGGUCCAGGACAGUGAUUGGGUCCGUGGCUGUACUGUAUCUACACUCGAGGACAUCAGUUGAUAUUUUAAUAUGUCCUUGGAUAUGAGCCAGAAGAUGACAAAAAAAAUAAAAUAAAUAAACAAAAUGGAGAGAAAAAACAUCAACUGAAUCAAGAUGUUCCAAAAAAAUUCGCAGAAAUGUUCUUUUGUUUGGGGGUUCGUUUUGUCCCAUUUUUCCCAACAGAGGAAACACACUGGACAGAACAUAAUGGACAGGACGGUAGUCAACAAUGGCACAGAUCUCAGCUCCUGGCCCUGCAAAGACCUUUUCUCAAGGCGUUUUGCUCUGAUAAUCUUCAAAAAAGAGAAACUUUCUUCAGGGUGUCUCUCUAAGGGCAAUGGCACAGCAAAAGGAUCACAGGGCCCGGGGGGGCCACCUCUUGUCUUUACAUGUACUUCCAAACUGCAAGUUUUCCAGACUUCCCCGUGCGAGUUCGUGUGGUUCUUUAGCAUUCCUGUUACCUUUGCUGUUGGACUUUUUACAUUUUCCGUUGGGAGGUUUUUGUUCUUAUUUCUCUUCUUCUUUUUUCCUCGCCUCUUGGAUGCACAUUAUAUUAAAGCCAUAUUCUUCUCUUUGAGAUGUCAACCCUGUUCCCAAAUUCUUUUUUCUUUCUUUUGUUGCGCUCCUUUUUUUCCUUCUCCUGAUUCAUACGAGCAUCCACUUCACAUUCGAUAUACCUUUUACAGAAAGUCAGUUGCAUCGUGAGGGUUUGUAGACCAUCGACUGUGUUUUCAGUGACUUUGAGAAAAUUUGCGAUAUACGAGAUCUAAAUUCUGACUGACAGUGUUCCAUUUUUUU